AUGUCAUCGCGCGCAACGGUGUUCGUCCGUUCGUCGGCCUUUAAGAUUACCAAGAAACAAGUCCUAAAUCUCGGAGGACGAAAGGAGGUGAUUACCAUUGGAGACGUCCAUAUAAAUCUAGUCUAUCGCGUUGAAUCCAAGCACUACCAGUUCAUACUUCUUCCAUCUACAAGUCUACUCUUGAAUUCUCAGCUGAAGAAGUUUAUCACAAUGGCGAAUCUAUUCAACAUCCUUCCCCCAAAUACCCCUGGCAAGGCUGAGCCCUUCAAUUUCCAUGUAUCCGACGAAGAGCUGGUCGAAUUCAGAGACCUCUUGAACCUAUCUAAGAUCGGACCUGCAACCUGGUGGAACCAGCAGAAAACCCCAGAGUUCGGAGUGUCUCUUGAGUGGCUGAGCAAGGCAAAAGAGACUUGGCUCACAAGCUUCGACUGGCGUAAGCAUGAGGAAUACAUUAACAAAUUCCCAAAUUUCAAGAUUGCUAUCAAGGAUCAUGAGGCCGGUCAUGUCAACAUUCAUUUCGCCGCGAUUUUUUCUGCAAGGAAAGAUGCCAUCCCUAUCAUCUUUCUCCAUGGGUUCCCAGCCUCGUUUGUUGAGUUCUUGCCAAUGAUGGAACUACUGAUGGAGAAGUAUACUCCUGAGACUCUUCCAUACCAUGUCAUUGUGCCCUCUUUGCCCGACUUUGGACUGUCCAGUAGGUCUAGUCAGGACACCGAAAUGACACUGGACCGAGCUGCGUUUAUCAUGAAUCAGUUGAUGCUCGACCUUGGAUUUGGUCGAGGGUACAUAGCACAGGGCGGUGAUCUCGGGAGUAUGCUUGCACGGAUCAUGUCCGUUCAAUACAACGAAUGCAAGGCCUUCCACGUCAACAUGCUUACGCUGAACCCUGGACAGUCCGUCUCUUCCUCCAGCAGUCCUACUCCUGAAGAGCUGCGUAUUGUCGAACGGACAGAGGCUUGGCGUCAAACUGGCCUAGCGUAUGCACUUGAGCAUGGCACUCGUCCUGCAACUGUCGGUUUAGCUAUUUCGUCUAGCCCACUCGCCAUGCUAGCUUGGAUAGGGGAGAAGCUCCUUGAGUGGACUGAUCCUCGGGAGCCAUUCCCACUCGAUACCAUCCUAAGCAUGGUCAGCUUCUAUUGGUUCACGCAGACAUUUCCCCGCAGUUUGUAUCAUGCAACUCUUGUGAGGAAUCUUCUUGCAGGGGACCCGCAUCCGAUAUCAAUGGAGAAGCCACUUGGGUAUUCAUUGUUUCCAUAUGAUCUCGCCGUGCUGCCGAAGGCCUGGGCCGAAGAGAUAUACCCUAAUCUGGCUAUCUUUAGGAGUCAUUCCAAGGGAGGUCAUUUUGCCAGCUUAGAGCAGCCGGAAGCAUUUUUACAAGAUGUUGAGGAGUUUGUUAGUGAAGUCAGCGGAUUAUUUGGUGUCUGA
Penicillium longicatenatum is the source of this 1422-nucleotide messenger RNA. Its product is annotated as epoxide hydrolase family protein. The transcript is spliced from 4 exons. The record is from RefSeq and is a predicted model, not a curated record. The coding region runs from base 1 to 1422 and encodes 473 amino acids. Gene Ontology annotation, biological process: epoxide metabolic process. NCBI's taxonomy places the organism in Eukaryota, Fungi, Ascomycota, Eurotiomycetes, Eurotiales, Aspergillaceae. Gene Ontology annotation, molecular function: epoxide hydrolase activity.